AUGCAAACUUCGGUUAAUGCAAUUGAAAAGGCGAAUGUGCUUAGAAAAGAAUUUUUGGAAAUCGAAAUAAAUCACGAUGAAUUGUUAUCGAUUGAGCAAUUUUAUAGAUGCCUGGAUAAGAAAUUAAGAAGACAAUUUGAUAGAGAAUUGGGAGAUCAAUUAUAUCAAAGAAUGAACAAAAGUUUUAAUAACAAAAUCACUGUGGAUGAAUUUAUCAAGGUGUUUCUCCAAGCAGAGGAGAUCUUGAAGAAUAAAAUCGAAGGUUGUAAAAAGCAGAUCUUAGAUUAUAAUAAAUAAAGAAAAUAUGUAUCAAGCCAAUUUGAUUCAAUUAAAGAUAGUGAAAGAGUUAAUUAAUACGGAAUAAAGGAGGACAGCCACUUGACUGUUGAAUUGUUGGAAGGAAUCAAUUUUCCAGCUUAAAAUGUAUCAGUAAUUUUAAAAUUGGAAAAUUAAAAAUAAGAAAUCCAAUAACAAAAUGGACCAUCACUUCAAUGGAAUAAGACCCUUAAUUUCAAGAUUUCAACUGGCCUCGAAGAAUUAUAAUUGUUUUUCUACACUAUAAACCAUCCUAACAUACCACAAUUACUGGGAACUGUGACUUUGUCCUUGUCCCACUUGACCAAUCAAACCAAAAUUGAAGAUUGCUGUCAAUUAUUUGAUAAAAAUGGAUAACAAACACAGACCAAAAUUAAAUUGAGAUCAUAAUGGAUCUUUAACGAUUCGAAAUCAUUGAGUCAUUAAAUCGAGGUCUGGAAUGAGUAAAUAAAAACUGCCUAAGAUGAUCUAAUUGACUUUGAGAAAGAUCUCGCUACACUCUAUGAACCCUUUCCAAAUUACGUUCAACUCAUUCGCAGUAUAGAAAAAGAAGAUCUGGCUAUAAACCAUUAACCACCCAAUACUUUAGUGAUGACACCAAUCAAUAAUGUUAGUUCUUAAUAUGAUUACAAAUUGUAUACGCGCCUGAGUAUACUAAUUGUAAUGGGACUUAGUGUAUUUAUUUGUUUUGGAAAGACUCAAUUUUUGGAUCUAAUUAUAUGCUUCUUCUUCAUUAUCGAAUUUGAAUUCAAUAGACUUUACAAAUAGCGUUUGAUAUACUAUUCUGUAGCCGUGGGCAUCUCAUUGUUAUGUGAUUUGGUGUGGGCAAUCAAGUAUUCUAGAGGGUUUUGGGGUAGUGAAGCCACUGAGACUGAUAAAUAUUAUGCCAUAGAGAACGGGCCCAAUAGAUUAGCCUUGAUUUUACUUUAUGUGUCUUUCGUAUUUAAGUUAAUUUUAUGUGCACUUUUAGGAGCAUUAAGUCAAGAGAUGCCAGAGAAAUUGGAGGAACAGUUGCCGAAUAAGAAUAAAUAAGGGAAAUAAUAAUUGUUGUAUUAAAAAAACAAGACUGCUUAAUUUGGUGAGGAUAACAGCACAUUUUACAAUUAUUGA
Molecule: messenger RNA, 1425 nt
Organism: Paramecium tetraurelia
Lineage: Eukaryota; Ciliophora; Oligohymenophorea; Peniculida; Parameciidae
Exons: 6
Source: RefSeq, a predicted model, not a curated record